GGGAAGCGGCCCCGUGGGCGGGGGCGAGGAGGCCAGGGCUCCAUUUGGUCGGCUCCCGGCUCCUGGCCCCUCUCUCGCUCAGCUCCGGCUCCCUGGUGGCGGCGGACAAGGGACUGCACCAUCCUCCUCUCCCAGCAAGGGGGCUCCAGAGACUGCCCAGCCAGGAAGUCUGGUGGCCUGGGCGCUCGGACAGUCCUUUGGUAAUGUCCAGGGCUCCAGGAAGAGAUGUCCUUGUGGGUGGAGGCCCCUGUGCCUGAUGUUUCUCCUGACUCUGCAGUGGAGCUGUGGGAGUCAGAUGCACAAGAUGCAAGCAGCCAGUCUCUGGGAAGCAGCAGCUGCAUCCUCAGGGAGGAAUCCAGCACACCCCAGUCUGCUGGGGGCGCUUUGAGGGUGGGGCUGGAUGCAACAGAGUCCACGGCCCUGCUUCCCGGGGUGGAGGCCUCUCCAGAGUCUACAGAGCUCCGUCCACAAAAGCGGAAAAAGGGGCCAGCCCCCAAAAUGCUGGGGAAUGAGCUGUGCAGUGUGUGUGGGGACAAGGCCUCCGGCUUCCACUACAACGUGCUGAGCUGCGAGGGCUGCAAGGGAUUCUUCCGUCGCAGUGUCAUCAAAGGGGCUCGCUAUGUCUGCCAUAGCGGGGGCCACUGUCCCAUGGACACCUACAUGCGUCGCAAGUGCCAGGAGUGCCGUCUUCGCAAGUGCCGCCAGGCGGGCAUGCGAGAGGAGUGUGUCCUGUCAGAAGAACAGAUCCGCCUGAAGAAACUGAAGCGGCAAGAGGAGGAACAGGCUCAGGCCACAUCUGUGCCCCCAAGGGCUUCCUCGCCGCCCCAAGUCCUGCCCCAGCUUAGCCCAGAGCAGCUGGGCAUGAUCGAGAAGCUGGUGGCUGCCCAGCAGCAGUGUAACAGACGCUCCUUUUCAGACCAGCUUCGAGUCACGCCUUGGCCCAUGGCACCAGAUCCCCAGAGCCGGGAGGCCCGUCAGCAACGCUUUGCCCACUUCACUGAGCUGGCCAUCGUCUCUGUGCAGGAGAUCGUUGAUUUUGCCAAACAGCUGCCAGGCUUCUUGCAGCUCAGCCGGGAGGACCAGAUCGCCCUCCUAAAGACCUCUGCGAUUGAGGUGAUGCUUCUGGAGACAUCUCGGAGGUACAACCCUGGGAGUGAGAGUAUCACCUUCCUCAAGGAUUUCAGUUAUAAUCGGGAAGACUUUGCCAAAGCAGGGCUGCAGGUGGAGUUCAUCAACCCCAUCUUCGAGUUCUCCAGAGCCAUGAAUGAGCUGCAACUAAAUGAUGCUGAGUUUGCCUUGCUCAUUGCCAUCAGCAUCUUCUCUGCAGACCGGCCCAACGUGCAGGACCAGCUCCAGGUAGAGAGGCUGCAACAUACAUAUGUGGAGGCCCUGCAUGCCUACGUCUCCAUCCACCACCCCCAUGACCGACUGAUGUUCCCACGGAUGCUAAUGAAACUGGUGAGCCUCCGGACACUGAGCAGCGUCCACUCAGAGCAAGUGUUUGCCCUGCGCCUGCAGGAUAAAAAGCUUCCCCCGCUGCUCUCUGAGAUCUGGGAUGUGCACGAGUGACUGUUCUUCCCCCACACCGUGUCUUCUGUUUUUUGGGCUAGAUGGCUGAGGCGUGACUGAGAAGGGCAGACAUUUCUGAGGGCUGGGCAAAGGACAUCCUCACGUGGCAUUAAAAGACAGUCAAAGGGUUGGGAA
Molecule: messenger RNA, 1704 nt
Organism: Phacochoerus africanus (Common warthog)
Lineage: Eukaryota; Metazoa; Chordata; Mammalia; Artiodactyla; Suidae
Gene: NR1H3
Product: nuclear receptor subfamily 1 group H member 3
Exons: 10
Coding region: 226-1569 (447 amino acids)
Biological process (GO): negative regulation of inflammatory response; cell differentiation; negative regulation of transcription by RNA polymerase II
Molecular function (GO): nuclear receptor activity; RNA polymerase II cis-regulatory region sequence-specific DNA binding; zinc ion binding
Source: RefSeq, a predicted model, not a curated record